Cariama cristata (Red-legged seriema) is the source of this 248-nucleotide messenger RNA. RefSeq names its product small EDRK-rich factor 1-like. The transcript has 2 exons. The annotation marks the transcript as partial. The record is from RefSeq and is a predicted model, not a curated record. NCBI's taxonomy places the organism in Eukaryota, Metazoa, Chordata, Aves, Cariamiformes, Cariamidae.
ACUUCUACACAGGCAAACUGUGUGUAAAAAGUGGUAGUACCUGUUUAACUGUAUGUUAUCUUACAGGUGGGAACCAGCGUGAACUUGCCCGCCAAAAGAACCUGAAGAAGACUCAGGAGAUCCACAAAGGGAAAAGGAAAGAGGAUAGCUUGUCUGCUUCUCAGAGAAAACAGAGGGACUCUGAAAUUAUGCAGCAAAAGCAAAAAGCGGCUAAUGAAAGGAAGUCUCUGCAGGCAGGAGCAAAAUGA